Hydra vulgaris (swiftwater hydra) is the source of this 991-nucleotide messenger RNA. Its product is annotated as M-phase phosphoprotein 6. The record is from RefSeq and is a predicted model, not a curated record. Gene Ontology annotation, biological process: maturation of 5.8S rRNA. Lineage: Eukaryota; Metazoa; Cnidaria; Hydrozoa; Anthoathecata; Hydridae.
GUACGAGAGUCUGGUGGACACAAUAGGAAAAAAAUUUCAGAAAUCUAAGCGAAAAUUCGUUAGUGAUAGCAGUUCGGAUAGCGAAUUAGACGAAAAUUCGUUAACGAAUAGAGCAAAGCGUGGUUUUUUAAAACCUAAAGUGGAUUAAAGUGUUUUUCAAUUUAUUUUUAAAUGGCGUGUGAACCAAACAGUCUUGCAAAUUUAUAUCAAGAUCAAGAAGAAGUCGCUAAAAGAUUUUCUAGAAUAGUGUAUAAAGUUGUCAAUGACGUAAGUUUUAAUCGCGACAGUUUUAAACAGCAUGAUUUACAUUUAUGUGAAGCGUAUUGUUUACUUUGGCAAAAUGCUGUGACCGGAGAGGUUGAUGGAAGGCUCUUUGGUAUUCAACUCAAGAUAGGAGCUUUUGCGGCUCUUUUCAUCGAUUUAUGUGCUGAAAAUCUCAUUGAGUUGUAUAUGCACGAAAAUGAUGACGAACCACAUUUUCGUUUAAUUGACAAAAACAUAAAUAAAGUUAUUUCUGUUUUUCUUAAAAUAUCCAUAUUUGACGCGUUGAGGAACGCAAAAAUGCAUGGCAAGUUGCGGGAAACAGUAUUGUGGAAAUGGUUAAUUCGUGCAGUAGAUGCAGAUUGUGUUGAGUUGGCUUUUGAGAGUCUAGUUGCUCGCGGUAUUUUAGAUGAACAGCCAUCUGGCGUAUUUGGUAUUUUUAAGCGCUUUCCCACAAUUAAUCCGGAGCCAGAGCUAAAAUUGGAAAAAUUGAUACAGAAUAUCGCAUUUGGUUUUGUUUUUCCAGACAACUAUAUGCUGGCGUUGCUUGUUCUCGCGAGAGAGUCGGAUCGUAUUUUUUUAUGUAAAGAUCCAAUUUUAAGCAAGCAUUUUUCUGUAAAAGAGUACGAAUCAGCAAAAAAGAACCUGGACAAAAUUAUUUCUUUACAUAUCAAGUUUGAUAGCUGAAUAUUUUUAUAAAAAAAAAAAAAAAUUUAUAAAACAAUUUGAG